AUGACAAAGUACUUGACCGACGAUGAAGUCAUAGCCAAUACCUGGUUCUUGACUAACUAUGGAGUGAUGACAGUUAUUACCCUAUCGUUUGCAACCUUUGAGUUGGCCUGUAAUCAAAAACUUUACGAUGAGAUCAGGACAGUCAUCAUUACUAAUGAUGACGACAAUGACGACCGUCAACUAGAUGUCGAUCGGUUGCAAAAUCUGCCGCUACUCGAGGCUGUCGUAUGCGAAACACUACGCUUAUAUUCGCCGACCAUAAUGGAGGGCCGGAUUGCCAAAAAAAAAAUGACUAUCCAUUUAGGAGGCGCUCUUACGGGUGUUACUCUCAGAGCCGAAGAAACAAUAGAAUUUGGUGUCUAUCCUAUGCAUAUCAGCGCCGAAUACUAUCCAAACCCCGAACAGUUCAAAUUCGACUGUUUUCUACUAGAAAUCCGUAACCAACUGACUCCCUAUGCUUUCCUACCGUUCGGAUUAGGGCCGCGACACUUGUAUUGA
Messenger RNA from Oppia nitens, 498 nucleotides. Its product is annotated as probable cytochrome P450 6t1. Gene Ontology annotation, molecular function: monooxygenase activity; heme binding; oxidoreductase activity, acting on paired donors, with incorporation or reduction of molecular oxygen. The record is from RefSeq and is a predicted model, not a curated record. Bases 1 to 498 code for a protein of 165 amino acids. NCBI's taxonomy places the organism in Eukaryota, Metazoa, Arthropoda, Arachnida, Sarcoptiformes, Oppiidae. The transcript has a single exon.